Molecule: messenger RNA, 261 nt
Organism: Moesziomyces antarcticus
Lineage: Eukaryota; Fungi; Basidiomycota; Ustilaginomycetes; Ustilaginales; Ustilaginaceae
Product: splicing factor 3B subunit 5
Exons: 2
Coding region: 1-261 (86 amino acids)
Biological process (GO): mRNA splicing, via spliceosome
Cellular component (GO): U2 snRNP; precatalytic spliceosome
Source: RefSeq, a predicted model, not a curated record
AUGUCGGAUCUACGAUACACGGCGGCUUCACAGCUGGAGCAUCUGCACAGCAGAUACACCGGCACCAUCAACGCCGACACCGAGAAGUACGAGUGGAUCACGCAUCAAAUGCGCGACACCAGCUCGUCCAUCGUGGGUCAUCCGCCCUUGUUGGCGUACUCGGCGCUGGCGGACGGAGAAUGCAAGGCGCGCGUCAAGUUCGAGCUCACCGAAAAGAUGCUGCAGCCUUGCGGUCCUCCGCCCCAGAAGGAGGACGACUAA